Molecule: messenger RNA, 1407 nt
Organism: Penicillium chermesinum
Lineage: Eukaryota; Fungi; Ascomycota; Eurotiomycetes; Eurotiales; Aspergillaceae
Product: fungal specific transcription factor domain-containing protein
Exons: 3
Coding region: 1-1407 (468 amino acids)
Source: RefSeq, a predicted model, not a curated record
AUGCUCCUAUUCGCCAUCUUUGCCGGGUCGGCAUUGUUUUGGACUUUGCCACUCUUGGAUCUAUUGAAGGCCACGCGAGAAGAAGCAAAGGCGGCCUUUUUGGCGUAUAGCCGGAUAUCAGAAACGAUCCUGGACCACCCUGCUCGUUUGAUAACCCCAUCUACCACAGCAAUUGUUGCUGCUGGUACAUUGGCUCAUCUAUACAUGAAUACCGAUGGCUUUCCUGUCAAGGUUCAUCUGCUACGCCACCGGUGUCUCAUUAUGGCCAGAGAGUUACAGAUUCAUCGGCUAGACACCUUCAAGGCUCGGGAAGAACGACGAAUCAAGGGUUGUGACAUGAUUGACGUCGAAGUUUGUCGACGCGCAUGGUGGAGUAUGGUAGCAUCCGACUGGCUUCUUUCAUUCUCCGGUGGCAGUCAAGAAGGAGCAUACACGUUCCAACCAAGACAGAUGAAUGUCAAUUUGCCCAGCAAUACAGACGAUGAGUAUAUUACGACGGAAGGGGUGCAAAAAGAGUUCCCACUCACGGUACCCACAUCCAUGAGUGGCUUUAUCUUCCGUGUGAAGGGGGCAGACCUCUGCCGCGAGGUCAUCGAUGCUCUCCCUUCGGUUCCGCUAGAUGUCCAGGAAUCAAGCUACGAUACCGUUUUGAAGCUGGAUUCGCUCUUCCAAGCGGCCUUUGACAACCUUCCACCCUAUUUCAAGCUUGAUCCUGAGAGCAUCGAGCAGAGUAAACAAAUAUGCAAAGAAAAGCCCUUCAUCUCUUACCAGAGGCUACAGAUACAUUUUAGCCUCCAUAGCAGACUUUGCCGUCUGCAUAGGCCUUUCCACAUCGAGAGCAUUACGAAUCCGAAGUACGCCAUUUCCCACAUGGUGAUCAUCCGUUCGGCACACAAAGUUCUGGAGCUUCGGCGAGCGAUGGAUGAUGUGAAUAUCGACUUCAAAGCGGCCCGAUUCGGUGUCGUGAUGAACCAUGUUUUCUCCGCAGCUUUGAUCCUAGCGUUAGAUGUAUCUUUCAAUCCCCACGCGUCGGACGCACAGGCCCAAAAAGAAAAGGUCUACGCCGCUUACAGGACCCUCGAACGAUCCAAGGAGGAGUCCAGCUAUCUGAUGGCUGGGGUUCAGAAGAACCUGCAAACACUGAUGUCAACAUUCCAGCCGGUUUCUAGCACAUCUCUUGAAGCGGGCAGGCCAGUCAGCGAGAUUGCCCAGUCUCUAUCUGGUGCUUUGGACGAGGGACUCGCCACUGCACCGCCAUCUUCGCUUGUCACCGAAGGGGGCUAUCUCGUCAACGAUCUCGGACAGGAGGGGUGGGAGAAACUAUGGAGUGAGUUUGUGGCUGUGGCACCCGAUCUUGACGCUCCACAAUGGAACUCCCUAUUGGAUGAUGUCGAGUUCAUCCUAUGA